Messenger RNA from Trichogramma pretiosum, 2749 nucleotides. RefSeq names its product DNA topoisomerase 3-beta-1 (gene Top3beta). Gene Ontology annotation, biological process: DNA topological change. The transcript has 11 exons. The coding region runs from base 106 to 2664 and encodes 852 amino acids. Gene Ontology annotation, cellular component: nucleus. The record is from RefSeq and is a predicted model, not a curated record. NCBI's taxonomy places the organism in Eukaryota, Metazoa, Arthropoda, Insecta, Hymenoptera, Trichogrammatidae. Gene Ontology annotation, molecular function: DNA topoisomerase type I (single strand cut, ATP-independent) activity; DNA binding.
UUUGUAAACGAAAAUAACUCAUUUUGACAGGCGAUGGAUCUAUCAGAAUUUAUGGGACUAAUUUUUUAAUAGAUCAUUUUGUUUUAUAUCUUAUAUUUAUUCGAGAUGAAGACUGCUUUUAUGGUGGCUGAAAAGCCAUCUCUGGCUGCAUCUUUAGCUAGUAUAUUAAGCAAUGGUAGAUGUACUACACGGAAAGGUUCCAAUGGCUCAUGUUCGGUUCAUGAAUGGGUUGGCCAAUUCCGAAAUGAGACUGUUAAUUUUAAAAUGACUUCUGUAUGUGGACAUGUCAUGAGUUUAGAUUUCAUAGGAAAAUAUAAUAAUUGGGAUAAAGUUGAUCCUGCUGAGCUUUUCAAUUGCCCAACUGAAAAAAAAGAGGCUGUACCAAAAUUGAAAAUUCCUUAUUUUCUAGGAAAAGAAGGGGGUUACUGCGAUUAUUUAGUUCUAUGGCUUGAUUGUGAUAAAGAAGGUGAAAAUAUUUGUUUUGAAGUAAUUCAAGCAGUUCAGCAAGGUUCUUCAAGGAGGUUGAAUCCAAAUGAUAUUUGGAGAGCUAAAUUUUCUGCUAUUACUGAUAAAGAUAUAAAAUCAGCUUUAGCAAAUCUUGCAAAGCCAAAUGAAAAUGAAGCAAGAAGUGUUGAUGCUCGACAAGAACUAGAUUUGCGAAUAGGCUGUGCCUUUACAAGAUUUCAAACAAAAUUUUUUCAAGGAAAAUAUGGUGAUUUAGAUGCAUCAUUAAUUUCAUAUGGUCCAUGUCAAACUCCUACAUUAGGAUUUUGUGUUCAACGGCAUGAUGAAAUACAAACUUUCAAACCAGAUCCAUAUUGGGUCCUUCAGUUGACAGUUAAAUCACCAGAUGGUCAGGAUGUGGUCUUGAGCUGGAGUAGAGUUCGAUCUUUUGAUAAAGAAGUAGCUAAUAUAUUUCUCAGUCAUGUAAAAGAACACGAAUAUGCUGUUGUAAAAAGUAUUCAGAGUACAGAAAAAUCAAAAGCCAGACCCAUAGCCCUUAACACAGUUGAGCUGAUGCGAGUCGCUAGUUCAGGUCUUGGUAUGGGUCCACAUCACGCCAUGCAAAUAGCCGAGCGUCUUUAUACACAGGGAUACAUCAGUUAUCCACGUACUGAGACGACGUCUUAUCCUGAAAAUUUUGAAUUAACAUCGACUCUAAAGCAACAGCAGAACAGCCCUGAUUGGGGCGAUGAAGUGCGACAAAUUCUCAAUGCGGGAAUUAAUAGGCCAAAGAAAGGUCACGAUGCCGGUGAUCAUCCUCCUAUAACGCCAAUGAAAUCGGCUAGUAGAAAUGAACUCGAUGGCGAUUCUUGGAGACUCUACGAUUAUAUUACGAGACAUUUUAUAGCAACUCUUGCUAGAGAUUGUAAAUAUCUCAGCACAACAGCCAAACUCGAAGUUGGUACGGAAACAUUUUCAAUUACGGGCAAUUCGCUCAUCGAUCCCGGUUAUACGAGUUUACUCACAUGGCAAGCUCUGAGCAGCAACGAGUCAUUCCCAAGAUUUUCGAUAGGUGACAAAGUCAAAAUCGUUGAUGCCAAGCUUUUGGAGCUGUUUACUCAACCGCCAGACUAUCUCACAGAAUCGGAGCUCAUCACGCUUAUGGAAAAACACGGUAUCGGUACAGAUGCUUCGAUUCCAGUGCACAUAAAUAAUAUUUGCAUCAGGAAUUAUGUGGCAGUUGCUUCGGGACGCAAACUCGUACCAACUUCACUAGGCAUCGUUUUAGUUCACGGUUAUCAAAAAAUUGACCCAGAGCUCGUAUUACCUACCAUGCGCUCGGCUGUCGAGGAGCAACUCAAUCUUAUCGCUCUUGGUCGAGCGGACUUUCACGAUGUGCUAUUACAUACCGUGGAGAUAUUCAAGCAAAAGUUUCAUUACUUCGUGCAAAGUAUCGACGCUAUGGAUCAGCUGUUCGAAGUGUCCUUCUCGCCUCUUUCGGCGUCUGGAAAAUCGCACUCGAGGUGUGGAAAAUGCCGCCGUUACAUGAAAUACAUUCAAUCGAAGCCGUCCCGUCUGCACUGUGCUCACUGCAACGAGACUUACAAUUUGCCUCAGAAUGGCAACAUCAGAAUUUACAAAGAACUCAAAUGUCCACUCGACGACUUUGAAUUGCUUUCCUACUCGACAGGCUCUCGAGGCAAAAGUUAUAUCUUCUGUCCUUACUGCUUCAAUAAUCCUCCCUUCAGAGACAUGAAAAAGGGUCUGAGUGGAUGCAACGCUUGUACGCAUCCGACCUGUCCACACGGACUUAAUUCUAAUGGUCUGUCGAGCUGUCUCGAGUGCGAAAGCGGCAUCCUCGUAUUGGACCCCUCGGCUGCGCCCAAAUGGAAGCUGGUCUGCAAUCGUUGCGAUGUUAUAAUCCAUCUGUUUGAAGGUGCCCACAAGGUGAACGUUGAAGCUGAUGAAGUUUGCGACUGCGGAGCUCAACUUGUUGCAGUUGAAUACAAGCAGGACAAAAGCAAACUUCCGAAUGAGGAGACAGAAAUGACAGGCUGCGUAUUUUGCACCCCAGCCUUUACUGCUCUAGUAGAGAAACAUAGAGCCGUAGCUUCUAAACCUGUAGCAACACGAGGUCGUGGUCAUGGCAAAGGUCGCAGUCGCGGUAAACCAAGACCACCUAAAGAUAAGAUGGCCCAACUCGCGGCUUAUUUCGUUUGAAAAACUGGGAUUCACCUUAUUUGCUUCAAGUAUAGUAAAAGAAAUGAAGCACUAAGUGAAGCAAGAAUUAUUUAUCAUUACACAG